AUGGCGACUUGCAGGUUCAAAAUCUGGCCUCGGAGCGGAACAUGUCGACGAAAGGGUGUCGUGAGGUCUAGAUCCGACCCUCUUCAGCCUUUUUGCUUGCACGAGAUCCCAGCCUCUCCUACCGUACACGUGCAUUCAGGAUACUACUUUGAACUUGGCAAAAAUGAGACCGCUCUGACCCCAGGUAAUGGUAACUCCGCCGGUUACACGGAGCCAAGCAUGAGCCUCGAUCCAGGAAUGCGGCAUGGCGACUUACCAAGACUAUGCGAUGACAAGGGAUCCAUCAUAUAUAGCAAUGCAGCAUCUACACUUUACCGGCCCACUUCUGCCAUCGUCUUGACGCUUUCUUUGGCCAUUAUGCGUUUCCCCAUACUAACAGUUUCUGUCUUUCUUUCGUCUUCUUGCCAUGCUACCGCCAACAACCGGCGAGCCGCAGCAGAAAUGCCAGUCGCUGCCAACGUCAUGGAACUCAUAGCGCUCCCCAAUGCACCACACCUCAUGCCGCCAUCCUCGAAACAUCUAUUUCAUCGGCGUGCCGGAUCUGGUGAUUUUUCCAAACGCCAAAUUGCCCCUGUCCAGGAAACGCUUCUCACUCUCGGUGGCCGCGUGUACAUGACCUCUGUCACCCUCGCCAACCAGCCUUUUACCCUCGUAAUCGACACCGGCAGUUCAGACACAUGGGUUGCUGCUUCCUACUUCUCGUGUCUGCACCCCAACAACAUGGCGCCCACCGUACCAACCAAUUGCGGCUUCAACGCGUCCUACGACCCUGGUGUGAGUCCGACGUGGAAGGGCAUACCGGAUUGGGAGUUUAGUGUCAAUUACACGGGCGGCGAGUUCCUGCGCGGUCAGCUGGGCGUGGAGCAGCUAGGAAUUGGGGGUGUAGGGGUAGAUGGGAGACCGUUUCUCGUUGUCGAUCAGACGAUAGGGGUGGUGGCGGAGGGGUAUUGGGUCGGUGAUGGGAUUAGCAGUGGGCUCAUGGGAUUGGCGUAUCCAGCCCUUGUCAGCGGUGCGCGUGAGUUUGCGUAUACUAGUGCGCUGUUCACCAUAGCAGCACUCGAUACCAUCAAACCCAUCUUCUCCCUCGCCCUGUCCCGUCCCACUCUCGAAAGCCCGACAGGAGGCGGCUACCUCGCAAUCGGUGGUAUACCACCCGUAUCCUACGACCCCGACUACGUCACCGUCUCCACGCUCCCCGCCGUCUCCGACACUUACGCCUGGUAUUCCCUCUCCAUAACCGGCUUCACCAUCGAGCUCCCCUCCAGCGCCAGCCACCGCCAAAAACGGCCGCCCCGCCCCGACCCUGCCACCGCCUCGGCCCCCUACAUCAUCGACUCCGGCUCCAGCCUCAUCUACGCCCCCGACGACAUCGCAGAUUACAUCGCCGCCUCGUUUGUCCCGCCCGCCACCUUCAACGCCCGCACGGGCAUGUGGAUCGUCAAAUGUAAUGCCGAUGCGCCGCGCGUCGGGAUUGCCAUUGCAGGUCGCACAUUUUGGAUCAGUGCUGAUGAUUUGAUCAAUCUGGGGCCUGGAGCAGUUGGCGGGAUUGGGAUGGGCGCGCAGAGGGGGUCGUGCGUGUUGGGGGUGCAGAGGGCGGGCGAGGGCAGUCUGGUGCUCGGCGAUGUCUGGUUGAAGAAUGUGUUGGUGGUUUUUGAUCUCGAGGGGAAUCGGAUGAGGGUUGCGGGGCGGGAGGUGUAUUAG
Plenodomus lingam JN3 is the source of this 1701-nucleotide messenger RNA. RefSeq lists its product as uncharacterized. The record is from RefSeq and is a predicted model, not a curated record. Gene Ontology annotation, cellular component: fungal-type vacuole. Gene Ontology annotation, molecular function: aspartic-type endopeptidase activity. Lineage: Eukaryota; Fungi; Ascomycota; Dothideomycetes; Pleosporales; Leptosphaeriaceae. Gene Ontology annotation, biological process: proteolysis.